Messenger RNA from Ylistrum balloti, 3075 nucleotides. RefSeq lists its product as uncharacterized. Bases 300 to 1115 code for a protein of 271 amino acids. Gene Ontology annotation, biological process: regulation of transcription by RNA polymerase II; DNA-templated transcription. NCBI's taxonomy places the organism in Eukaryota, Metazoa, Mollusca, Bivalvia, Pectinida, Pectinidae. Gene Ontology annotation, molecular function: RNA polymerase II cis-regulatory region sequence-specific DNA binding; DNA-binding transcription factor activity, RNA polymerase II-specific. The record is from RefSeq and is a predicted model, not a curated record. The transcript is spliced from 4 exons.
UGUAACAAACGUCAGUAACACGAAUGUAAGGCAAGGAGGAAGAACCCAGUAAAUCCAAGCCAGUCCCGGCCAAGCCCGGCGCCGUCAGAAAGGAAAGAGUGACCGAGAAGCCGUCUCUUCCCACUGAGCUCGCACGAAGCCAAGGGAAAGAUCGCAAACCGAAAGCCACUUGGAAGUUAAAGUCCAAGAUAGAAAAGUUGCGUCAAAUCGUAACAAUUCACUCUCACGGAGACCCAACGAUUCGCCAGAAUUUAAGGAAAUGUUUGAACAAACGAUUAGCAUCAACGACGUCGCCGAACAUGGCAUCGUCCCCAGAAGCGUCGACGAACUCGUCGACAUGUUGGACAUCGGGGCUGGACUUGCUGGAGGAUUUGGAUCUGAGUCUGUUCACGGACUCGUUUCAGAUGCCACCAUCCCCACAUUCCAACAAUUCUCUACAUUUGGUACAGAAUCCAAGUGGCCUAUUUGACAACGAGCUAGCUGGAAUCAAACCUGAUCCAGCUGCCACGACCUUUGACCUGAAAACCGAUUUUACUGAUGAGGGGGAUGAGCCUUGUUUGGAUAAGAUGGGCGGUGAUGUCCUUGAUAUGCUUACUUCCCUUUCUGAUGAUGUUGAUGACGAGUACCUCAACAGCUUCAUGGAUCUGACAGGAUUCCUCCAGCUGGAGGAUUCAAACCUUGGUAAACCUGAAGAGGUUUCACUGACACCACCAGAGCCUGAAGUAGUUGAGGAACCUGUCCAGACAAGUUCCCUGAAACGUAAGCGUGAUGUAGUGUGCGAGGAGACAGAGCCAUUUUCAGCUAGCUUUGAUCAUGACUAUGUCUCCAAGAAACCUCGUACAUCUACAUCUUCUGCUAUGGAGGAUGAAGUGUUCGACUUCGAAAAACCUACAACUAAGAUUGCCCCAGCAGAGAAGUACCGAGAGAGGCGCGUAAAGAACAACAUCGCAUCCAGGAGGUCUCGGGAAAUUCGCAAACAGAAGUAUGUGAACAUGGAAGAGGAGGCGGAGAGAUUGGUUGCUGAGAAUGCAAAACUCCGUGAACGCAUCACAGAAAUGGAACAACUAGCAAAAGAGAUGAAAGCAACUCUGAUCAGCAAAUUGGCAGGGAAGUAAAUUCUUUCACGGCUGUGAAGGAACUGGACAAUUUACUGAAAAGAUGGAGCAAUCUCUUGAGUCAUUGUAUUUCUGUAUGAUAUAUACAAUCUGUGUAUAGACUAAAUGUAAUAUGCAUCAGAUUGUUGAGUGUGGUAAUAAUAUAUUUGUAUUAUUAUUGGAAUAAAUUUGUACAGGGAAAUGUACAAAAAAAAUUUAAGAUAUAUAAAAACAAAAAAAAAUGAAUUGCAAAUCUGACAACAUGUAUAUGUUUUUGUUGUUCAGUUUGUCGUCUACAAAUUCAUUUGAAAUGUUUUCAUUUAUGUUUAGUAUGUGUUGUAAACGGUUAGUACCGUGUUUUUUUUUUAUGAUUAUAAUGAACCUCAGGAGCAAGUGGUUUUUUUUAAUUAUCAUCAGAAGUCUGAGGUUAUGCAUCUUACAAGCAAGUCUUUGAUGUGUUGUUAUUAUAUUUGUGCUUUCAAAGCACAGCCCUCCCAUGUACAUAUGUUUAAACCAUGGCGAGGGCAAGAAACUUGUUAUUUGUUUCCAUUUAUUUAUUUUCUAUUUUAAGUUAAAAAAUAUUUCAUUUCAUUUUGAUGGUUCAAGAUAUCGACAUAAAUUUGAAAUUGUCACAAUGUUUUUCCUACACAAAAUUGUACAAAUAAUUUUAUAUUUUUACCUCAAGUGCUUGAUGAUUUUAUAUUUUAUCUAUAGAAAAUUGAUGAUUGUGGGUCAGAUAGGAUCAAUUGAAAAGUUGAGUUUAAUGUUAUUGAUAAUCAUUUACAGACUCUAAAUGAAAGGAUUUUUUUAGAAAUAAAGAUAAAUGGCAUGCAUUAUAUUGUUUUGUUUACUAUACAGAUAUUGAAAAUAAAAACAUUGACAAUUUUCAAACAUUCUAAACAAUUCUGGUUCUUUUAAAACAUGAGACCUUGCUAUAAUGGCAGAUUAUUAAUUUUGUUCAAAGUUUAUUCUGAUGACUUGGUAGAUCACCAGAACAGUUGAUAUGACCAGGUCUAUGUCCAAUGUUUUAUUUUUGUUGAUGUAACUUUUGACUAGGACAGCGAGAGAGCGAGGACUUGUAAGGACUAAGAUGUUACUUUGAUGAUACUUUGUCUAAUGGAUGGCAACAUUAUGUAAGUGGGACAAUUAAGUCGUGAAACUUCCUCCCAACAGUUUAAAAUUUGAAUAAAUAAGGAUUGUUUAUAAUGAAAUGAUUGAUGGAAUGGGAGAGAACAUUUUUUGGAAAAGGGUAAUGGAUGAUUACUGAUGAGAAUUAUUUCCACAAAGCUUGCGAGGACUGACAAUAACAUACAUUUAACAGGUUUUCUGUCUGUGUAGAGUCAUCAUCAUUAGUUUAAAAUAACUGUACGAUGUGUACUAAUGUAGACAUAAAAACUGACAAAAAAAAUCAAUAUGCAACAUUACCGACAGAAUCCUGUAUAUUUGAUUGUUUGUAUAUAGAAGUUGUCUAUUACAUCAUUAUUUCUUACAUAUAUCAUUAUUUCUCACAGCAAUUUUACACUUGCUAUUCAUCGACAUUUACAAUAUAAUUGCAAUCAAGGUAACUUAAAUUUUUUUGAAUUUUUUUCUAACUUUUAAGUCAUGGAUAUGUUGAACAUAGAUGAUCAUAUUGAUACAUGCGUGACAGCAGAUCAAUAAAGUAGUGUUGUAACAGUUCAUGUAUAGCUUCAUACAGUCAAGAAAUCUACAGGCACCAACAGCAAACUAUAGAUGAAGUGUGCAAGCCUGAAAUUCUUAAGUAAAUAUUCUCAAUAAGGAUAAAUGUCCCAAGAAUUUGUGAGGUAGAAAAAUUGAGGGUGAGAAUUUUGAAUAUACUUUCUAUUAAUACUAUGAAUUUUAUGCUGUAAUAACUUUUCAAAUAUUGGUACACUUGAGAAAUUUGAAAGAGAGCUGGCUGGUGGAUAAAAUUGUUACUGAAUUUUGUUGAAGUUGAUACAUGUGAAGAAAUGAGAAAAAAAAU